AUAGUAGCCCAUCAUUGGUGUCCGUGGGAGGAAUGGUGCCCCAUCAUUUGUAUCAGUGGGAGGAAUAGUGCUCCAUCAAUUGUGUCAAUAGGAGUAAUGGUGCCCCAUCAUUGCUGUCAGUGGGAGGAAUGGUGCCCCAUCGUUGGUGUCAGUGGGAGGAAUGGUGCCCCAUCAUUGGUGUCAGUGGGAGGAAUGGUGCCCCAUCAUUGGUGUCAGUGGGAGGAAUGGUGCCCCAUCAUUGGUGUCAGUGGGAGGAAUGGUGCCCCAUCAUUGGUGUCAGUGGGAGGAAUGGUGCCCCAUCAUUGGUGUCAGUGGGAGAAAUGGUGCCCCAUCAUUGGUGUCAGUGGGAGGAAUGGUGCCCCAUCAUUGGUGUAAAUGG
Molecule: messenger RNA, 379 nt
Organism: Staurois parvus
Lineage: Eukaryota; Metazoa; Chordata; Amphibia; Anura; Ranidae
Source: the annotation of a GenBank genome assembly